Nicotiana tabacum (common tobacco) is the source of this 1414-nucleotide messenger RNA. RefSeq lists its product as uncharacterized. The record is from RefSeq and is a predicted model, not a curated record. NCBI's taxonomy places the organism in Eukaryota, Viridiplantae, Streptophyta, Magnoliopsida, Solanales, Solanaceae.
AAAACGAAUUGGGUGGGCUGAAAGAUGAGGCGGAGAGAGAAUCGAAGGAAGACGUGAGAACUUCACUUCGCCGGAGAGAGGCAUUGAAAGCCACACAAAGAAGAGAAAUCUCUGUCUUUAAUGGCUGCUGCCUCUUCAGCUAGGGUUUUUCUUACAUCACACCUUACAGACCUCUCACUGAAGCCACAUCAACAUCUUCCUCACCCACCCCCUCCUUUUACCAACCACCUCCUCAUCCGCCCGUUGCUUCCUUCUAUUUCCGCUUCCGGCAGACGGCGUUCUUCUAUCAACUGCCUUAUUUCCGGCGUUGAUGGCGGCGGUGUUUCUGACGACUUUGUUUCCACCAGGAAAUCCGAUGGUUUCGGCAGCGAAUUUUCCGUUAUUGCUAAUAUGCUCAAGCGAAUUGAACCGUUGGAUACUUCCGUUAUAUCUAAAGGCGUUUCGGAUUCUGCUAAGGACUCUAUGAAGCAGACGAUUUCUACUAUGUUAGGCUUGCUCCCCUCCGAUCAAUUCUCCGUCACCGUUCACUUCUCCAAACGCCCUCUCGAUCGCCUCAUUGUUUCUUCUAUAAUUACCGGGUAUACGUUGUGGAAUGCGGAGUACAGGAUAUCGUUGAUGAGGAAUUUUGAUAUUCCGUCAGAUAAUUUGAAAGGCUUGAACUUGGCGGAGGACAAUGUGAAUUUAGGGUCGAAGAGUGAGGAGAAAAGUGAAAAUAUGUCUUCUGCAGUUUCAGAGAGAAUAAAUGCUCAAGCUCUUGGGGAUUUAUCUCCUGAAGCUUUGAGCUAUAUUCAGCAAUUAGAAGAAGAGCUCUCAUCUGUUAAACAGGAACUGCAAUCCCAGCAACAAGAAAAUUUGCAAAUGGAGUAUAUCAACGAAAGCAACAAUGAUUUGCUGGAAUACCUUCGGUCAUUGGAAUCUGACAUGGUGACUGAACUAUCUAGACCAUCAUCCUUUGAGGUGGAGGAGAUUAUUAAGCAGCUUGCUCAAAACAUAUUGCAAAGAUUUUUCACAGAGGACGAUGUUACCAAUGACGAAGAUCCUAAUCUUAGUGGUGCCAAAAACUACCAAAACCAAAGUAAUGACACCGAAUUCUGCGACUCAACAGGCACUUCUCGGGAUUACUUGGCAAAGCUACUUUUUUGGUGUAUGUUAUUGGGACAUCAUUUGAGAGGAUUGGAGAACAGAUUGCAUCUAAGUUGUGUUGUUGGCUUGUUAUGAUCUUGGAAAGUACAAAGAGGGAUGUAUAUUCUUCUUUUCUUUUCCUCUCCCCAUCUCCUUUUCUCUGUCUAGUUCAAUUCUUUCCUGUUAUUUAUAUAAGAAUAAUCCACAUAUCCUGUAAAAUUUUGUACGAAUUGUAUGGAAGGGUGUACUGUUGAGAAUGAUAAAUCCAUUUCUCAGAGCCUCUUUGACUUCA